AUGAUGGGAGAGGACGAGAGAUUGGAGACGAUGAACCAUCAUAAUCAUCAUGAUGAACAGCAACACCAUGAUUUUCAAGGGAAGAUGAGAUUAGAGAAUUGGGAAGAACAAGUGCUAAGCCACCAACAAGCUUCCAUGGGGGUUGUUGACAUCAAACAAGAGAGUAACAUUAACAACAGCAGUGGCUAUCUCGUACCUUCUCCAAACUCACCUCCUAACAAGUCUUGUGUUACAACCACAACCACAACAAGUCUAAAUAGCAACGAUGACAACAACAACAACAAUAGUAUGUUGGAUUUCUCGAGCAAUCACAAUGGUCUUAAUUUGUCCGAGGGUAGACACAUUCGUCCGGAUCGAUCCUCUGAGUGUAACAGCUUAGAGAAUGGUGGGUCUACUAAUAAGAAGCCAAGGCUUCAGCCUUCUCCUUCGUCACAAUCAACUCUCAAGGUGAGAAAAGAGAAACUCGGAGGCCGGAUCGCAGCGCUUCAUCAGCUAGUAUCUCCAUUUGGCAAGACUGACACAGCUUCGGUCCUGUCGGAAGCUAUUGGAUACAUAAGAUUCCUUCAGAGUCAAAUUGAGGCUCUGAGUCAUCCAUACUUUGGCACGACUGCCUCGGGGAAUAUGAGGCACCAUCAACAUCUGCAAGGGGACAAACGUUGCUUAUUUCCUGAGGACCCCGGUCAGCUGGUGAAUGAUCAGUACAUGAAGAGAAGAGUAUCGUCGUCUUCGUCUACUGAAACUCAAAAUGCAAACGAAGAACCUAAGAAAGAUUUGAGAAGUCGAGGUUUAUGUCUGGUUCCAAUCUCCUGUACACUCCAAGUCGGCAGCGACAACGGCGCUGACUAUUGGGCUCCAGCACUCGGCUCCGCCGGUUUCCAUUGA
Messenger RNA from Eruca vesicaria subsp. sativa (arugula), 882 nucleotides. Lineage: Eukaryota; Viridiplantae; Streptophyta; Magnoliopsida; Brassicales; Brassicaceae. The record is from the annotation of a GenBank genome assembly.